AUGAAGAAAGAACGUUCAGUGGAUAAUUCCAGACCGUUUAAAUUAGCUCAUCAAAUAUUAAGUUUGACUGGUAUUAGCUUCGAGAGGAAGAGCAUAAUUGGCUUCGUGGAAUUGACAAUAGUACCUUUGAAAGACAAUUUGAGAAGCAUUAAACUAAAUGCUAAGCAAUGUAGAAUUUAUAGAGUCACAUUAGGCGAUUGUGAGGCUACUUUUCAAUAUUUUGAUCCCUUUUUGGAUAUCUGCAAAAAUGAUUCAAAGACGAGGUCUUUGGAGGUAUUUUCCAAGUGUCACUUAGCGGCUGCUCAAAAUAUAGAUCCUGAUUGUAAUGCAGGAGAAUUAUUUAUCAAUGUGCCCCAUGAAGCAAGCCAUCUCAUUGGUGAAGGUAGAGGUUUAAGAGUUGGAAUAGAAUUUUCUUUAGAGCAACCUCAAGGUGGCUUGCAUUUUGUUGUGCCUGAAACUGAAGCACCAUGGAAGAGGGCAGCUCAUAUGUACACCUAUGCACAUGAAAACUCAUCAAGACUCUGGUUUCCUUGCGUGGAUUCUUAUGCAGAGCCUUGUACUUGGAGUCUUGAGUUUACUGUUGACGCAGCAAUGACAGCUGUCUCUUGUGGUGAUCUUGUAGAAAUUACUAUGACGCCUGAUAUGAGGAGGAAGACUUACCAUUAUGUUUUAAAUACACCUGCUUGUGCUCCUAAUAUUGCUUUAGCUGUUGGACCUUUUGAAACUUAUGUGGACCCCCAUAUGCACGAAGUGACCCACUUUUGUCUACCACAACUAAUGCCAUUAUUGAAGAACUCUGUUCGAUAUAUGCAUGAAGCUUUUGAGUUUUAUGAGGAAACUUUAGCUACAAGAUAUCCAUAUCCUUGUUAUAAGCAAGUUUUUGUUGAUGAGACUGUUCAAGAUGUAGCUGCCUACACUACCAUGAGCAUUCUGAGUACUCAUUUGCUUCAUUCCAUAGCUAUAAUUGAUCAAACUUAUAUAACCAGGAAAGCAAUGUCUCGAGCAAUAGCUGAACAAUUCUUUGGCUGCUUCAUUACAAUGCAGAGCUGGUCUGACACCUGGCUCAAUAAAGGAAUUGCUGAAUAUCUAUGUGGGUUGUACUCGAAGAAAUGUUUUGGAAAUAAUGAUUACAGAGAGUGGGUUAGACAGGAAUUGUUGGAUGUUGUGGCUUAUGAAGAACAGUAUGGUGGUAUAGUUUUGGAUCCCAGCCAAGCGCCUGCACCUCUUCCUGUUGCCGCUGCCUCUGGCACAUCUCCUAAUGUACACCAUUUCCCUACCAGAAGUCUGCAUACUAUGUCACCAAAGUAUAUACAGGCAAUGAGAAAAAAGGCUCAUUUAGUCAUUAGAAUGUUGGAACAUCGGAUUGGUCAAGAAUUACUGCUGCAAGUGUUUAACAAACAAUUAGCUUUGGCUACGAAUGCUUCUACACAGAAAAUUGGCAGUGGAUUAUGGCAUCAUAUGCUAAUUUCUACAAAUGUCUUCACAAAAGCUAUAUUUACUGUUACCGGCAAAGAUAUGGCUGUUUUUGUUGAUCAGUGGGUGAGGACUGGUGGACAUGCCAGAUUUUCGCCGACAUCAGUUUUUAAUAGGAAAAGAAAUACUGUAGAGUUGGAAAUUGGACAGGAUGCAGUUAGUCAAAGAGGUAUUAGAAAAUAUGUUGGUCCAUUGCUAGUUACUUUGCAAGAACUUGAUGGAACUUUUAAACAUACUUUACAAAUUGAAAAUACAGUUGUUAAAGCUGACAUUACUUGUCAUUCCAAGAGUCGUAGAAAUAAAAUGAAAAAGAUUCCUUUGUGUACAGGAGAAGAAGUUGAUAUGGAUUUGAGCGCUAUGGAUGAUUCUCCAGUUCUCUGGAUUCGCCUGGAUCCUGAGAUGACUUUCUUACUUAGAUCAACUCAAAUCGACCAGCCAGAUUACCAAUGGCAGUACCAGUUGAGACAUGAGCGCGAUGUUAUUGCUCAGAUGGAAGCGAUUGAUGCAUUGGAACGCUACCCAACUCCUGCCUCGCGAAUGGCUUUGACUGUCACUAUUGAGAAUGAACAAGCAUUU
Ctenocephalides felis (cat flea) is the source of this 2049-nucleotide messenger RNA. Its product is annotated as transcription initiation factor TFIID subunit 2-like. Gene Ontology annotation, cellular component: transcription factor TFIID complex. The record is from RefSeq and is a predicted model, not a curated record. Gene Ontology annotation, biological process: transcription initiation at RNA polymerase II promoter. NCBI's taxonomy places the organism in Eukaryota, Metazoa, Arthropoda, Insecta, Siphonaptera, Pulicidae. Gene Ontology annotation, molecular function: RNA polymerase II general transcription initiation factor activity; metallopeptidase activity; zinc ion binding.